AUGGCUUCCGGUGCCAUUACGACGGGCCACGAGGCCCACGAUGCCUUGAUGGAUGGGCACAUCGAAAAGAGAGCCUCGGUGGUGGCCGCCUCGGAGCUGAAGCCGGGCGAAGAAGUCGAGGACGAGGAAAUCACCGAUCUCUUCUCCAGCUUUCCGCCGCUCAAGGGCAUCGAGCACGAGCCGAAUCCCCUCACCGCGCGCGCCGUCCUCGUCGGCAUCGUUCUCGGGUCGCUGGUCAACGCUUCCAAUGUAUAUCUAGGUCUCAAGACGGGCUUCACCUUCAGCGCCACAAUGUUCGGCGCCAUCUUCGGCUACGGCAUCAUCACCCUGUUCACAAAGCUUCUCCCGGGCGUCCCCCUGAUCGGGAUGAAGUUCGGCCCCCAGGAAAACUCCAUCAUUCAGGCUUCUGCCACCGGCGCCGGCGGCAUGUCGGGCGUCUUUGUCGCCGGUCUGCCCGCCAUGUACCGGCUGGGCCUCCUCUCCGAGGACCCCAAGUCCGACUUCCCUCGGAUCCUCACCAUCACCAUCAUCUGCGCCUUCUUUGGCCUCUUUGCCGCCGUGCCUCUUCGCAAAUUCUUCAUCAUCAACGUGGCGAGAGAGCUCAACCUGGUCUUCCCCACUCCCACCGCCACUGCCCUGGCCAUUCGAUCCAUGCACGCGGUGGGGUCGGGCGCAAACGACGCCAUGAGGAAGAUCAAGGCCCUCGGCUUCUCCUUCCUCGGCGCGCUGACGCACAUUGUCGUGUCGCAGUAUGCCAACGGCAUUCUUCACGAGUGGCAUAUAUUCACCUGGUUCUAUGCCUGGAGCGGAUACACCAACUGGGCCAUCAACAUCGAGAGCUGGGGCUGGUACAUCCAGUUGACCCCGGCCUUCUUUGGCUCCGGCAUUCUCGUCGGCCUCAACGCCGCCCUUUCCUGGUUCCUCGGCACCGUGGCCGCCUGGGGCCUCAUCGGUCCUCUCCUGGUGCACUAUGGCGAAUGCAUUGGCGAGCAGGUCGGCGAGGGCAAGUGGGCGGAACUGACAAACUUCAACAAGCUCAACGACAUCACCAAGCCCGGAUUCGUCCCUUCGCCCCGCUACUGGAUGCUGUGGCCCGGCGUCAUGGUUCUCCUCGUCUACAGCCUGGUCGAGUUUGUGCUUCACAUCCGGGUGGUCUGGGACGGGGCCAAGUAUGCCUUCAGGUCCAUGGCCUCGUCCAUCAACGGGGGGCUCAAGUCCAAAGGCAAGAGUAUCCCCUUCUUGGAGAAGCAGGCCGCGAAGCUCGAGGAGGAGUCUAGCCUGCUCGAGGACUUUGCGCCUCCCGAGCAGCAAGUGCCGGGCUGGAUCUGGGGCCCCGGCACCCUUGUCAUGGUCGUCGUGUCUUGUCUCGUCUGCCACUUUCAAUUCAACAUGAACGCCGGGCUGGCCGUCCUCGCCUGCGUGCUCGGAAUCCUCUUUGCCUUUCUCAGCAUCUACGGCGGCGCCGUCACCGACACUGCACCCCUGACGGCAUCAUCCAAGGCCUCGCAGUUGGUCUACGGCGGCAUCACAAAGGGCAAUUACAGUGUUGCUGAUGCCCAGCGAAUCAACCUGAUAGCCGGCAACAUCGCGUCUGGCUGUGCAGACGUCUCCAACAGCUUGGUGUCCGACUUUCGGGUUGGGUUUCUGCUCAAGACGCCCCCCAAGUAUCAGUUCUACGCCCAGGCCGUAGGCGCGUUGGUCUCGGUCUUCCUGGCGCCGGGAAUCUUUGUCCUCUUCAUGUCCGCGUACCCGUGCGUAUGGCGUACUGACCUGCCAAAGGAAGAGGUAAUGCGAUGUCCCUUCAAGGCACCCUCGGUCGUGGCGUGGCAGGCGGUUGCGCAGGCCGUCACGGCGCCCGAGAUUCCCAUUCCUCUUUCGUGCACCAUCUUCUCCAUUGUGAUGGGGGUUGUCGCCGCUCUGCAGGCCGUUGUCAAGAACUUCUAUCUCGUCGGCCCUCGAGAAAAGUACCGGGACUAUCUUCCCAACUGGAUGGCGGUCGGCGUGGCUUGGGUUCUGGGGGCUGAUAGCGGAUACGCCAACGCCAUCUUGUUUGGCAGCGUCACGGCGUGGUGGUGGAAGAAGUACUUUGGCAAAAACUUUGACAUGUAUGCCUUUUCUGUUGCCGCUGGCCUGAUAGCUGGUGAAGGGUUGGGGGGCGUCGUCAACGCUGCCCUGACGCUUGGAGGCGUCGAUGGCCUCAAGAAGGGCACUUUUAUCGCUCUGCCCGGAGAGGAUUGGUGA
Messenger RNA from Metarhizium brunneum ARSEF 3297, 2241 nucleotides. RefSeq lists its product as uncharacterized. NCBI's taxonomy places the organism in Eukaryota, Fungi, Ascomycota, Sordariomycetes, Hypocreales, Clavicipitaceae. Gene Ontology annotation, molecular function: oligopeptide transmembrane transporter activity. Gene Ontology annotation, cellular component: fungal-type vacuole membrane. The record is from RefSeq and is a predicted model, not a curated record.